CCCAACAUGGGAGACCCAACCACCAUCCGAAACCUGGGUCAAAUGAGCCUGAACUCGUACUUCGAGCCGAGUGCCAGCGCAAUGCAAAACAAGUGGGAAAAUGUCCCUGGGUUUAAUCAGACCGAGCGCUUCGGCUGGCUGGACAACGGUAUCCGUGGCUAUGUCUUCAGCGACGCGAAACGAGAAGUAGUUGUGCUUGCGAUCAAGGGCUCUGGUUCUCCCGACACCCCCGUGCCAAGCGGACCGACCAGCGAGCAGGACAAGUUCAACGACAACAUCAUGUUCUCGUGCUGCUGUGCGGCUUCGUUCUGGUAUCCCAUCUGCCAGUGCCACAACACAAAAGACAAAACCUGCAAUCGGGCAUGCAUCCUCGGCCAGUCCAACUUCAACAGCUCCUACUACAACAUUGCACAGUCCAUCUAUAAAUCAGUCGAGACGUGGUACCCAAGAAAAGCGAGUAUCUGGGUCACCGGUCAUUCUCUCGGCGGCUCGCUUGCCUCUCUCCUCGCUCUCACAAACGACGUCCCGGCAGUGGCCUUCGAGGCACCCGGAGACAUGCUCUAUGCCGGGCGGAUCGGUCUCCUGCCGGCUCUUCCACCUCGUAGCGGAACGACCCGGCCGGACUAUACCCAGUUCUUCAAGACGCUGCCGAUAUACCAUAUCGGGAAUACCCAAGAUCCCAUCUUUUAUGGCGAGUGCACAGCCUGGACUAGCGUCUGUUGGCGUGGCGGCAUUUCAAUGGAGUCCAAGUGCCAUGUCGGAAAGGAAUGCAUCUACAACGACGCCUCGAAGGUGGCAUCCUCGUCUUUGGAUGCGCCUCCGGAGGCUCAGGGGUUCGACAUGAAGUACCAUGGCAUGGGAUUCGUCCUCGAUCACUUCUUGAAGGCCUGGGAUCGCGUUCCGGAGUGCAAGCCACAGGAAGACUGCCAAGAAUGCACCGAAUGGAGAGAGGUCUGA
This is a messenger RNA of Polychytrium aggregatum, 957 nucleotides long. Its product is annotated as Alpha/Beta hydrolase protein. Gene Ontology annotation, molecular function: glycerophospholipase activity. The record is from RefSeq and is a predicted model, not a curated record. The annotation marks the transcript as partial. Gene Ontology annotation, biological process: multivesicular body membrane disassembly; neutral lipid catabolic process; piecemeal microautophagy of the nucleus. The transcript is spliced from 4 exons. NCBI's taxonomy places the organism in Eukaryota, Fungi, Chytridiomycota, Chytridiomycetes, Polychytriales.